Messenger RNA from Antechinus flavipes (yellow-footed antechinus), 1009 nucleotides. Its product is annotated as late cornified envelope protein 5A-like. The transcript has a single exon. The coding region runs from base 361 to 774 and encodes 137 amino acids. NCBI's taxonomy places the organism in Eukaryota, Metazoa, Chordata, Mammalia, Dasyuromorphia, Dasyuridae. Gene Ontology annotation, biological process: epidermis development. The record is from RefSeq and is a predicted model, not a curated record.
AUGGGCUCAUCCCUGAUUACAAAUUCUAAUCUAAACAAAUUUAAUUGUAGUAAUAAGAUAGAGUUAGAAAGAGCUUGGAUCUAAUGUGACCCCUUCAUUUUAUAGGUGAAGAAUCAAAUGAGGUACAGAAAUGGCAAAAGACUUGUCCAAUGUCACAUGAAUACUAAAUGGCUAAUGGGGAGAUUUGAACCCAUUUGACUCCAGCAUCUGUGAUUUUUCCAUUGUAGAAUAUAGCUUUCUUUUUCACCUGGUUCUAGUCUAUAAUUGACAACAGAAGUUGAUUCCCAAAUGAAAAUAAAUUACUAACUUAAGUUUAAUAUCUCUUCUAUAUUGUCUUUCAGGUUGAACUCUAACACAGAAAUGUCCUGCCAGCAAAGUCAACAGCAGUGCCAGGCUCCUAAAUGCCCACCCAAGUGCCCAUCUAAGUGCCAGACACCAAAAUGUCCUCCUAAAUGCCCUCCCAAAUGUCCUCCCAAGUGUCCCCCCAAGGCUCCAUGCCCUCCACCAGUCUCUUCCUGCUGUGGCUCUAGCUCUGGAGGAUGCUGCAGCUCUGGGGGAUGCUGCAGCUCUGGGGGAUGCUGCAGCUCUGGCUCUGGGGGUGGCUGCUGCCUCUUUUCCCAUCACAGGAGAUCCCAUAGGAGCAGGCGCCAGAGGAAUGACUGCUGUGACAGUGGCAGUGGGCGCAGCCAGCAGUCUGGAGGCUGCUGUGGCAGCUCUGGAGGCUGCUGUGGAAGCUCUGGGGGUUGCUGUGGAAGCUCUGGGGGCUGCUGCUGAUCAUCUGAUUCUCUCUACACCAAGAAUUAACAAUAUGGAACCAAACAAAAGCUAACAAUGACCCUGCCUCAAUCUAAGUUUAUCUUCCUUCUUCAUUUACCUUACAUCUCCCUAAGAAGAUCUGUGUGGAUCUUGGUCUCCUCAAGUCUUUUACUGAUUCUGUGUUUUGAACCUGUCUGACCUCAAUUCUAUUUUUUCAAUUAUUAUUUGCAAAAAUAAAUUCACUUUCAUAGUA